This is a messenger RNA of Portunus trituberculatus (swimming crab), 1521 nucleotides long. RefSeq lists its product as uncharacterized. The transcript has 2 exons. The record is from RefSeq and is a predicted model, not a curated record. The coding region runs from base 182 to 910 and encodes 242 amino acids. Lineage: Eukaryota; Metazoa; Arthropoda; Malacostraca; Decapoda; Portunidae.
AUUGCGGAUGACAGUCAGUAGAGUGUAGCUGCUGGAGGGUAGUUCAUUGCCGCAAACUUGCAGUAACUGGAAUGCUCCUGUUUCCUCUCAUACAAUAAAAUAACCACACAGGUUAAAGGUACCACAAGUUCUACUAUAGUAACAAGAGGAAGACGUCAGUGCUAAGCUCUUCGAGUCAGCCAUGGAUCAGCAGAUUACUACCGCGAACAGCCGUAGAGACAGCAUAGACGACGCCAACAACAAUAACAGCAGCAGCUGCGUGUGGCGUAGAGUGUUAAGACCCAGCGUGGUGUUGGCUGUCAGCUCACCUGUCAUUCUCAUAUUUGACAUCGCCCUAGCCAUCGUCUUCCUUCUACGGCAAAACUGGCAAGGUGUCAUCUUCACGUCAGUCGCCUUCAUCGCCUGGACGCAGCUUGUCUAUUGGUUCUUCCGCGCUCGCACCCUUCUCCAACCCCACUAUCAGAUUCAUUCUGAUGAUGAGUCAGAAGCUGCUAAUGAUGAUGUGCCACCAUCCUAUGAAGAUGUGAUCAAGACAGAAGCACCACCACCAUCUUACUACAUGGUGGUGGCUGAAGGUGGUUGGUCCAGUGGAAAUUACAGCAAUAAUGUUCAUGCACCCAAGGAUGAACUGCCACACAGAAACAAGUCCUCAAGACCUCAUCACCGGCAGGAGCCAACACAAGCAAGUGUAUGCACUGGCAUCACUGCCCCUUACUUACAUCACAUCACAAGUGAUGAAUACACUCAUAUACCUGUAACAUCAUCUGCCCUUAAUGACCAAUUGCAUGUCAUUAGAGCACCCAUUGACAGAGAAAUAUCCAAUCUUGCUGUCCUUACACACAAACCAUCCCCAGCAAGACUCACAUCCAGAGAGAGACUGCAUGCUGAUAGAUGUGAGGUUAUCCCUUAGGGGCACAUAAUUGGCUUGUAACUCUCUAUGGUUACUGGCCAUUAUUACCUGCCAAAAUGCCUUAAUGCAUCACCUAGUUGCAUGAUGCAGUAUAUGAAGAGAUCUAAUCAAAGUUUUCACACUACAAGAGAUUGAUAAACAGUCCACAUGAUGUGGUCCUGCUACACUCUAGGUGUGAUGCACUAAGCAAGCAUGUGACACUGGUCUUGUCACAUGCCUCAAACUGCUCCACCUUUAGUUAUUCUCUACACACUCACUGAAGUUAUGAGAGAUGCCAAAAGAAGAUGAGCCAAACUUAGCCAUUUUCCUGUGAUGUUCAACACUUGAAAGAGCAAGUGUAACAAGUGUUGUGAACUGUUUCUUUUCUAUCUACUUGUUAUUAAUAAAACAAUUUCAUUAUACAACUUCCAUCAAACCAUUCCACAUAAAAACUACCAGCAAAUCAGUUCAGGAUUUUUUUUUUUUUUUUUUCAUAUGAAGCACUUUAAACACCUGAUAUUUUCAUCAGGAGCAGCAGCAAACCAGUACAGCAUCCAGCAUACAUCACUGCCAAUCCAAAAACAAGAGAAAAAAUAAAUAUACAGUACUGUAUAAGCCACUUGUGACACACC